Molecule: messenger RNA, 7613 nt
Organism: Eleginops maclovinus (Patagonian blennie)
Lineage: Eukaryota; Metazoa; Chordata; Actinopteri; Perciformes; Eleginopidae
Gene: kcnc1b
Product: potassium voltage-gated channel, Shaw-related subfamily, member 1b
Exons: 4
Coding region: 954-2747 (597 amino acids)
Biological process (GO): potassium ion transmembrane transport; protein homooligomerization
Cellular component (GO): dendrite membrane; presynaptic membrane; voltage-gated potassium channel complex
Molecular function (GO): protein binding; delayed rectifier potassium channel activity
Source: RefSeq, a predicted model, not a curated record
ACUGUGAUAGCCGCCCACCGACCAUAAACCUCCGAGCGACGACGUUAAGUGAGAAAAAUUGGGUAGCGAUGACACCUCCAACAGCUUUAAUUGGAGGACUUGACAGCGGGUUUAAACAAACGCAGGGUCCACUGGGCAUGCUCCAUGUGAUCUGAGAGGAGAGCUGGGCACGGUGUGAAUAAACAGGCAGUUUGGGCGUUUUUGAGGAGGCUUGUCGUCCUCUCAUCUCCGACUCUCUUUUUUUGUUUAACCACGCAGCACAGAAAGCAGCGUUUGCCUCCCUUCAGAUAGGCUGUGGGUGUUAUUUCUUCAUCAGCAGUGCAUGGAGGAAAGGGAAAGUUCCUGAGCUGGGGAGCAUCUCUGUGCUGAGACAAAGAGCUGCCGUGUGUCGUUACUGAGCGUCGGUGUGAAGGAGGUGAGUCUAUAGGCAGCAACACAGGCGGCUCUGAAGGCAGGCGCUGUCCGCUCAGCACCACCGCAGUCACCUUGCUGUGAAAGUCACAAAGAAGCUCAGCAGUGAUCUGAUCAAUUACCGCAACUUGGGGAGUGCAAUGAGCUGGAUGUAUUCUGCUGGAGGGGGGAGAUGUGUCAGCGUUAGUGCUUUUAUCUCGACAUCUUGGAUUUACAGACUAUGUGACGUCCAUUCUUAGGGUACUGCCAUUGGCUGCAAUGAUUUUUGGAUUUCAUAUCCUCCAGUGAGUCCGGCAGCUGUAAGCGUCUGCAGUUGCAUGACAGGUGCUUGUAGAAAACACAGGGUUUAGAGUGGAUGUAGCCAGGUGCGUGUCAAGCAGCCACAAUUUCUUUAUUAGUUGGUGAGAAACGACAGGUUGUUCUGAGCCUCCUUUAUGUUAUUGUUCCCAUCAGUGAGAUCCCUGUUGUGCAUGGUUUCCCAGGGCUCAUAGACUUACCUUUGCGAUGAAGGGAACUUAUUGGAGAAAUGCCUAAGGGACGCAAUGGGCCUGAGCGACGACAAGGAUCGCAUUGUGAUAAAUGUGGGAGGGAUCAGACAUCAGACAUACCGCAGCACCCUGCGCACCCUACCCGGCACACGUUUGUCCUGGUUAGCCGAGCCUGAUGCCCCUAACCACUUUGACUAUGAUGCCAAGAUUGAGGAAUUUUUCUUCGACCGCCACCCUGGCGUGUUUGCACAUAUCCUUAAUUAUUACAGGACAGGUAAACUGCACUGCCCGGCUGAUGUCUGCGGGCCCCUCUAUGAGGAGGAGCUGGCUUUCUGGGGCAUUGAUGAGACAGACGUUGAGCCAUGCUGCUGGAUGACCUAUCGCCAGCACCGGGAGGCAGAGGAGGCCCUUGAUAGUUUCGGCGGGGGGGGCCUGUUAGACCUGGUGAACGAUGACGCGGAGCCAGAGCUGGAGCAUGGCGAGGAUGAUGUGGAUGAAAUGACAAGGAGGCUGGCGCAGGGAGACACUCACGAUGCCCGGAGUGGAAGCCUGUGGAGCCGGUGGCAGAAACACGUCUGGGCCCUGUUUGAGGACCCUUACUCCUCUAAAUAUGCACGGUGGGUGGCUCUGGCCUCGCUCUUCUUUAUUCUGGUGUCCAUCACCACCUUCUGUCUGGAGACCCAUGAGGCCUUCAACCCUAUCAUCAACCGCACAGAGGAGGAGGUGGUGGACAACGUGACAGUGGUGCACACAUACCAGGAGACUGAGACUGCGCUCUACCUCACCUACAUCGAAGGCGUCUGUGUGGUGUGGUUCACUUUUGAAUUUCUAAUGCGAAUAACUUUCUGCCCAAAUAAAUGUGACUUCAUUCGAAACGCCCUGAACAUCAUCGACUUUGUGGCCAUCCUGCCCUUCUACCUGGAGGUCGGCCUCAGUGGGCUCUCCUCCAAGGCAGCUAAGGACGUGCUAGGUUUCCUGAGAGUUGUCCGAUUUGUUCGGAUCCUGCGUAUCUUCAAGCUGACGCGUCACUUUGUAGGACUGAGGGUGCUGGGCCACACGUUGAGGGCCAGCACCAACGAGUUCCUCCUCCUCAUCAUCUUCCUCGCCCUCGGUGUCCUCAUCUUUGCUACAAUGAUCUACUACGCUGAACGGAUUGGAGCUAACCCUAACGACCCUCGAGCCAGUGAGCACACGCACUUCAAGAACAUCCCGAUCGGAUUCUGGUGGGCUGUGGUGACCAUGACGACCCUCGGCUAUGGCGACAUGUACCCUCAGACGACCUCCGGUAUGCUGGUUGGAGCCUUGUGCGCCUUGGCGGGCGUGCUGACCAUCGCCAUGCCCGUCCCUGUGAUUGUCAACAACUUUGGAAUGUAUUACUCUCUGGCCAUGGCAAAACAGAAACUACCAAAGAAAAAGAACAGGCAUAUCCCUCGCGCACCACAACCAGGUUCUCCAAACUUCUGUAAGUCAAGUGUCAGCUCCCAACAACCGAGCCCAAUACCCCAUGACGACGUUUUCGAGAUAAAGUUUCAAGAUUCUAAGUUGAACGGAGAGGCAGCUAACGCAGCACUGGCUAAUGAAGAUUGCCCUCACAUAGACCAGGCCAUAUCUCCGGAGGAAAUCUUCAGCCCCAGCGAGAGGGAGCGGCCCUGCUUCUUGGUCACCACUGCUGAACGCCCAAACCACACAGGGGGCAGAGUGAGGAGGGGUUAUGAAAAGCCUUGGAGCCUUAACAGCAUGUCUGGCAUGAGCGGGGAUGCCUCUGGAGUGUCCUCAGUGUCCGCCCUGCCCUGCAGCCCACCCUGUCUAAUGCAGCACUCACAUUCUCCCAUCCCAUCCAUUAUGUAGCAUGGUUGAGUAGCAGACACAAUGACAUUGGAAGGCCAGUCAACACUCCUCCUUAUCUUACCUGUCAAAUUUUGCUUUUACACUUGCCUUCACUCUUGUUUUUUUCCAUUUUUAUUUCAUUAUUUUUCUGGAAAACUGUACCUUAACUGUGUCUAAUACUCAGCUUGCCCAAGUGUUCUCCUUGGGUGUGUCAUCAUAUCCUAGACUAGAUAAGCAUUGGCACAGGCCACUUUGCAUGGGUCACCUCACUUGUAGACAAAGCACUGUUCUACUUCUACCACAGGCUAACCCCACUCUUUCCCUGUGUUUACAUCAUUGCCUGUUGCUCUGUUGCUUUUGAUCUCACAUACUCUUCUGCCAAUAACUUUAAUCUCAUCUGCUUUUUACAAUUUUGUGAAAGAGACUUUCAUAAGAUGUAACCCCUGCUAAUAAUAUGCUGGACAUUAAAAAUACAUGGCUCUGAAACAUUUCCAAAAGGUACCACUGCCAGCUGUUAAGGUAGUAGAGUAGUGUAGAGACGUUAUCAUUCUGAAAAUGCAAACCAGACAAAGCACAAUGUUAUCCGAGUGCCCAUAAAAAAAAAACCAUGCUGCUCAUGAUGUCCAAUGCAAUAUGGAGAUUAUGACAAUUCCUAUCAUAUACUAGUGAAGAAUACGUUUAAUGUUAACAGAACUUUUGUUCAUUUGCAUGAACUGCAUGAGAAAUAAUGUUCAACAAGAAGCUAACUGUAUCGCAGUACCUGUAAGGGAAAAAAAGAAGCGUUUUUCUUUCAAAGGCUUCUAAGCUUUUUCAUUUUUUAUGCAUUUUGAGACAGCUUUACAAGAGACUCAGUCAUAGCAGAGAUGUUUAUGUAGCUGCCAUUCUUUGCCUUUCCUCAAAUUCAUAUUUUUAUUUUCUUGUAUUCAUUUGACUGGGGCCUCCAACUAAAAUAGCGUAAUUUGACUUGAACAAUCUGUUAUAAAGCCAACAAAUGCUGUUAUGAGCAUACAUAGCUUUUAUACAAAUAUAUUUACAGGUAGUUAUUAGUUUUUAAACAGUAUCCGUAGUCUGCAGCAACUUCUAGUACUGCUGUGAUGCCUAAAUUAAGGCAUUUGUUUUAAACAACGGUGCCUUUAUACCUGGUGAGGCAAAGUAAAAUUGAGUUAUUAUUGACAUGAUGUAACAUAAGUCCUCUCAGUGUAGCAUCAAUAAACGUUAUAUCAUGCUCAUAACAGUGUAAGGUAAGCUUUAUUUAUAAGGUGCACUUUGUACCUUUUUGCACCUUCCGCGUACCUUUAAUCACAGCAAAUUGGUUAUUAUCUUUACACAACUCCACAAACACUGGGAUUUAACCCUUAUAUAUAGCUCCAAGCAUAAAUAAAUAAAUAAAAAUACUAAUUUUAUAGUCAUCAUAUCAAGAUUGUUUGUAUGAUAAAGCACAAAUUGUUUACAAAAAGGGACAAAGCUGUUCUACAGAGCAAAAAUAGAUCGAGUUACGAGAUAACACAAUGACUUAGGCAGUUCGUACUUCUAUUUAUUUAAAACGUCAAUACUGUUUUUGUCCCAAAAAGUAUGCACAAUUAUUUUAGGGCACUUUAAAAGAAAAAAUGAACAGAAGUGUUUAUUUCUAGAAGAAGAUAUAAGUACUGCAACUCAUUUAAGUCUUGUUUUUAUUCUGAGAGAGCAGAGUUUUACUUUUUCAGUCAUGUCUCUUGUGGUAAUUAUUGGACGUUAUAUAUUUAAGAAAAAAAAACCUUGUGAAGAUUUGAUGUGAACAGAUGGAGAUGAAUUCUAUUCUCAUGCAAUUCAAGUGGGGGGAAAAAAAGUACAAUGCGACACAGCAUGGGAUGUGGGUCUACUUGGGGAAAGGUACAUGCAUGUAUUUUCCAUUUAUGCAACAGAAAAGUAUUCAAAUAAAAUAUGUAAAAUAAGUCCUUGCAUGAAAUAAAUUUUAUACACAACUAGCGCUUAGACUCCGUUUUUAUUCACCAGCACAUGCAUACUGUACAUACAUCUUUCCUUUCCCACUGGCUAUUACUCUGAACUGCUGUUCGACCCUUUGUUCGACUGUGUCGGGGUCAAAGAGAGCAUAACAAAAAAACCGAGGGGACUGUGAGAGCAUGACGCAAAGUUUACAAACGCAUGACAAUGACCGAACUACUGUACAUCAACGUGUAACACGCAGCAUGACCGGGCAUGUUUAUUAACCGACUCAGAGUGUGACCUCUGCACACAAACACUACAUCGUUGUCUGAUGCCUUGGCUAAGCAUGGGAAAAACAUGGUAAACCGGACGUUUACCAUGAGAAACUAACGGAGCACAUUUUCUUUACUCUCCAAGCUAGUGUCAUGUCUCACCUCUCGCUGAGGUAUUCAUCACCGCCAUCAUUUCCACCAUUAUACAUAAUUUGUGUAAUAAUUUAUUUAUGUUAUUGUUUUUUAUAUGUUUAUAGAGACCCAGCGACAGCACCGGAGCAGACAACCAACAGAGUCAGUUUGUGUUAUGAACCAUGGUGUCCCAACCACUAUGUGUAUGACCCAUAAUGGCCCAUCACCCACCUGAUAGUGCUGUAGCAUUGUUGUGUGUAUUACUUAAUCUUUUUAAAUGGGUGUGACAGUGACAACCUGUACAUCACAAAACUCAGCAUAGAUGUAGCACUGAGGAAGUUUUGUUGUCAAGCCUUAUGUAGCUCAGUAUCUGUGACUGGUUACUGUGUUGUAAUUUGUGUGCCUAUUUUUGGUUUGUGCCUGUGCUGUAAAUACGCUUUUCUGUGUGCUGAAGUUGUGUGUACCAAUGUUUUUGAGUGAUCAUCAAAUAUCUGUGUGCUUCUUCUGUUGAAAGAAAAAAAAAUGUUGCUCCGAUUUUACCCAUCCAGCAAAAAAAAAACACGUGUCACGUCAGCCAGACCACAGUUGAAAACAAAUCGUUAACUUUGCACUGUCAUCAUCAUAUCUUUGUAGACUUUUGCACUGUUUUGCACUAGUGAACUUUUAACAAUCCUUUGAUAUGUUUUCAGGCAUCAAAGAGAUCUCACACACACAUAAGAGGUCAUACUUUAACAACCACCUUGUAUUGAAGAGGCAUUAAAAUGGCCGUUAGGAAUUGGUAAUUAAUUGCUUCGUUUAUCAGAUCUUAUAAAGGGUUAUCAGAAAGAGAUAAUGUAUUUUUAACACUCAUUAAACGUUGAUAUAUUUUCAUAUAUAGCUAGACUUUGAUUAACAAAGACAGCUUAUAUGUAAAUUACAUUUGCUCAUAUCACAGCUCAGACAUUCAUUAUUCUGUAGUUCAUUGGAAUAUUAAUUGACAAUCAUGUAGAAUUGGUUUUUAUACUUUUUCUGCACACAUGCAAAUUGGUUAGUUUGCAAUGCUAACCGAUGCCAGUACAUUACACACAUACUGGACAAGUGCCUGUUAUGCAAAUUUUUCUUACUGUUCAGGAGUACAGCUUAACCACCAUGUUGAAUCGAUGUAUGUUUAGUUUGACAUUACUCACCACCCACCAGCCAUUGAAAACACGUAUCAGUUCAAAAAAGCACAAAGAAACCACAAGUACCCCCAUACGCAUCAGCUUCUAAAGGCAAGCAUUGAGCUACCUAAUUAAAGAAGAAAGGAGAGCCGUGAAGUUCAAAGUAGAGCUUAAUAGUUUGUGUGUAAAAGUAAGUGGAGAGGGACCAACUUUUUACCAAACAACUGCAAACACACUGCCAACAACUUACAGAGAUCUGUGUGCAGUCAGGUUCAGCAGAUAUAAGUCUGCCAAUAGAGCUGAGCAGGAAUGGGGGGGGGACAGUGUGCUGGUCAUCGUCUGACACUGAAUACAAACGAUAACAGCAGCUGUUAUUAAACGGACCCAAUAACGCAACUGAGAGGCAACCAACGUGCCGUGUAGUGAGACUUGAGUGUGUGUUUUGAACACCGUGCAUUUUGUGGUUAGUUAUCUCAAUAAAAAGGUGUUCAGUGAUCGUUUGACUGGUUUGUUGUUUAGGGAUUUUUGUGUCUUUUUUAUCCGAUACAGUUCAGGCUUGUAAAAUAAAUAGUGAUAAAUAAAAAAAACACAGAAAUGAUCAUUUUUCAACGAGUUCUGAUUUAUUUUUUUCAAACUAAUCCAAGUAUAAGCACAUUCAUUUACCUUUCAUUAAAGCAUAGCUUCAGUGAUAAAGAUGUUUUUCAUGUUUAAUUUGCAACAUGAGGAUAAAAUCAAAACCUUUAAAUGAAUUGCAUCAAUGAGCCAUCGCCCUUUACUACUGCACAGCUUCAGACCUGCAGUUUGUCCCUGCACUGCGGUCGCCCACAGCUCAUAAAUAUGUAGGUUGGGUCAAAUGCAGCGGACACAUUUCCCCCAAGAGGGAUUUCUGAAAUAUAGAGUUUGAAAGUGGUGCAAAUGAGACAAAACAGAACAUCACACAGGGUAUGACACAGACUGCCAAGUUAAUAAAUAAGUGAUGGACAGUUGCCGAAUAAAAAUAUACUGUAUGAGUAAGUGGUAAAUCAUGUGAUGACCAACAAAUUUUCAGUACGAAGUGCAGAGAUUGACUGCCUUCUGACAUUCAAGAUCACAGCAAUAAAACCGCUGACAUUGGAAGAUGGAGCUCUAGCACCAGUCUAGCCCAUCCCUCACAUGACCCAUAACGGCUUCCUUUAGAGGGGACAUAGCAGGUGCACCAGGAGCUAUAGGCAGGGCCAUGUCCUGAAAAGCCAUCAGCCCAAAUCAUGUCCAUCAAAGUGAUGGGCUGGUCAGAGAAAUGAUGGCCUGUGUCCACAUGUAACAUAACUCAGCCGGUGUCCAGCCACACCACAGUAUUUAUGACGACUGCGCUUUGAAGGCUGAUCUUCUCCACCAGCCAAUUAGGAGGUGAAAGUAAAUUCUAAGGCUCUAAGGGUAAUCAU